AAUCCCCCAAUUCGGUUAACUCGUUUCGUAUGCUCGCACCAGAAAAACCCUAACUCCUACUGGACAAACCCUUCCAAAUCGUCCCGUUUCCGAUUCAACUCGGUCCAACCAGUUGGGGUUAGAAACAACAUGGGAUUUGAGGAUAUGGAUUGAUAUAUGUGAGUUUGCUGUUCAAUUUGUGUGUAAAGAUAAUCAAUGUCUCAAUUCGAGAAUCCGAAAACAUGCUGUUAAUGGGUCGUGAGGGAAUUGCUUGAAAUGAAAUGCCAAUAUGGGGUGUUGUGUUUUUUAUUUGUUUUUGAGCUGAUUACUUGAUUUGGGUUAAGAAGUUGUCGUGGAGAGGGCACGGUCUAGGGCAAUGGAGACACCGGGUUCAGAUGGUUCUGUUUCUAAGCGGUCUCUGAGGAAGAAAGCAAGUUUGCGCAAUUAUGAUGAGAAUUUGAUGGAUGAUAUAAUAGAGAAGCAUUUAGGUGGUACUUUUAAGAAAAGGAAGGGAACAAAGGUGGAUUUGGAGAAAGAGACUGAAACAGAGGCCAUGAUAGCACUGUCCCUCGGGUUCCCCAUUGAUGAGCUGCUUGAGGAGGAAAAACAAGCUGGGGUGGUCACCGAGUUGGGUGGGAAGCAGCAGAAUGAUUACAUUGUUGUGAGAAAUCAUAUUUUAGUAAGAUGGCGGAGUAAUGUGCGAGUGUGGCUUUCAAAAGGGCAGAUUAAAGAAACUGUGAGUGGUGAUUAUGAGCAUUUGAUAUCUUCAGCUUAUGAUUUUCUUUUGUAUAAUGGAUACAUCAAUUUUGGGGUUGCACCAGCAUUUAUGGCUAAUAUGCCAGAGGAGGUAACUGAAGGGUCUGUCAUCAUUGUUGGUGCGGGACUUGCUGGACUAGCGGCUGCAAGGCAGCUUAUGCAAUUGGGUUUCAAGGUGGCUGUUUUAGAAGGUAGGAAUCGACCAGGUGGAAGAGUCUACACCCAAAAGAUGGGGAAGGAUGGAAAGUUUUCUGCUGUGGAUCUUGGCGGCAGUGUCAUUACUGGCAUCCAUGCUAACCCACUUGGAGUUCUGGCGAGGCAACUUUCUAUUCCGCUUCAUAAGGUCAGAGAUAAGUGUCCUUUGUACAAACCUGAUGGGACACCUGUUAAUAAGGACAUUGACUCUAACAUUGAAAUCAUCUUUAAUAAGUUGCUUGACAAAGUCAUGGAACUCCGACAGACAAUGGGUGGGUUUGGAAAUGAUAUAUCUCUGGGUUCAGUUUUGGAGAAACUGAGGCAGUUGUAUUCUGUUGCUAGAAGCACUGACGAGAAGCAACUUCUUGAUUGGCAUCUUGCAAAUUUGGAAUAUGCAAAUGCUGGAUGUCUAUCAAAUCUCUCAGCUGCCUACUGGGAUCAGGAUGAUCCUUAUGAAAUGGGUGGGGACCACUGUUUUCUUGCUGGAGGUAAUGGGAGAUUGAUCAGAGCACUGUGUGAAAGAGUUCCCAUAUUCUAUGGAAAGACUGUCAAUACUAUUAGGUAUGGAGAUGAAGGGGUUGAAGUUAUUGCAGGGGACCAAGUGUUUCGAGGGGACAUGGUCCUAUGCACUGUUCCUCUUGGAGUUCUGAAAAAGGGUUCCAUCAGAUUUGAACCCGAGUUGCCCCAAAGAAAGCUCGCAGCAAUUGAAAGGUUGGGAUUUGGUCUGCUGAACAAAGUAGCUAUGGUUUUUCCUCAUGUUUUCUGGGGUGAAGAACUAGAUACUUUUGGAUGUCUCAAUGAACAUAGCCAUCAACGUGGAGAGUUCUUUUUGUUCUAUGGAUACCAUACUGUAUCUGGAGGUCCAGUUCUUAUUGCACUGGUGGCGGGAGAAGCUGCAGAGACAUUUGAGUGCACAGAGCCAUCAAUAUUGCUCCAUCGAGUUUUAAGCGUCCUCAGAGGUAUAUAUACUCCUAAGGGCAUUGAUGUACCUAAUCCAAUUCAAACCAUUUGUACAAGGUGGGGUGGUGAUCCCCUUUCCUAUGGUUCAUAUUCUCAUGUUAGAGUACAGUCAUCUGGCAGUGACUAUGAUUUGCUCGCAGAAAGUGUGGGAAACCGGCUGUUCUUUGCAGGUGAGGCCACAACCAGGCAACAUCCAGCUACCAUGCAUGGGGCCUUUCUGAGUGGCCUAAGAGAGGCUUCGUGCAUAUAUCGUGCCACAAGACGUAGUCAAAACUAUUUGAGGAAAGUCAUACAAAAGAAUGUUGGAUCAAGCACUGAUAUGCUGGAAGAUCUAUUUGAGAAGCCCGAUUUGGAAUUUGGGAACUUUUCAUGUGUAUUUGAUCCUUCAAUAGAAGACCCAAAAUCAAUAGGAUUUAUGAGAGUUGGUGUUGGGAGUAGUGAAAACAGUUAUAAACAAGAGCUAACAAGCAGCUCCCAAAAUGCCUUAACCAUACCAUUGCAGCUUUACACAUUUAUAUCUCGUGAGCAAGCAUGUGGGUUAGAACUGGUGACAGGAGGAGAUGAAAGUAGGCUAUCGUACUUGGUGAAAGUUUUCGGCUUGAAGCUGAUGGGACCUAGUGCCAUAGGAACUGUAGGUAACUCCUUGGCAGUUAGCAUUGGUAAUGCUCGAAGAGGAAGGGGAAGGAAUCGCAUGUCCGCCGGGCGGCAGUAGGUUGCUUGCAGUUUCAAAGACUUUUGUGCAUCGUUUGGAGUUUCAUGUUCAGGUGCACACUUCUGUAUAUCAUUGAGCCAUUUAUGCAAUUCAUUUGGUUUAAGAGAAAUUGAUCUCUUGGAGUCGAACUGUGAAAACUCAUUUUAUGCAUAUCUGUAGAACAUGUUUUAGUCUGACCUUGAUUCAGGUAGUGGGUUGACUGAAGACUCAUCAACCAUUCAUGCAGGUAUGAAAUUUUGAUUAGGUUGAAGAUCUUGUACACCUUCCCAUAUUAAUAGGGAACAGAAUAUCGAUAGACAUUGAAAGUUAAUCGAAUAUUUUUGAAUGUCAAGUUCUUUGUCUUUGUUCAUAUUUCAUCCUGAAUAAGCAUACUCUCUUAUUUA
This is a messenger RNA of Malus domestica (apple), 2985 nucleotides long. The record is from RefSeq and is a predicted model, not a curated record. NCBI's taxonomy places the organism in Eukaryota, Viridiplantae, Streptophyta, Magnoliopsida, Rosales, Rosaceae.